GCUCGAUUCUCCUCCAUACCCUUGUGCACGCACAGCCGACACUGCAGUGAGGAACUUGAACAGAGGAAGAAGCCCGGCUGAGCGCUCUCUCGUCUAGCUAGCUGCGCUGCGGCGAUGAAGAUGCAUCGCUUCGCUCUGCGUGGCCUGGGGUUUCUCGUCCUGUGGAUGCUGCAUUGCGGAAGCGAGCUCGCCGCGGCGGUGCCUCCAGAUGGCUGGUACGAUUACUCCGCCUACACCGACUGCAGGGGCCAGCCGGAGCCGGCGCUGUACAACGGAGGCAUUCUCAAGUUCGGCAGCAGCGGCGGAGACCCGGACGGAUACCGCACGACGGAGACCGGCGUCUUCUCCCCGGCGUUCGUGGUGUACAACCUCAACAAGACCACCAUGUACACCUUCUCAUGCUGGGUGAAGCUGGAAGGCGCGUACUCGGCUCUGAUCACCGCGAGGCUGGCGCCGGACAACACCGGCGCCAGGUGCAUCGCCACGGUCGUUGCCAGGAGCGACUGCUGGGCCUUCGUCAAGGGCGGAUUCGUCCUGGACUGGCCGACGCAGACCUCGGUCAUCUUCUUUCAGAAUGCUGACAAGACGCCCAUGAAGAUCACCGUGGCGAGCGGGUCGCUGCAGCCGUUCACCACGGACCAGUGGGCGAUGCACCAGCAGGAUACCAUCCGGAAGAGGAGGAAGCGCGUGGCGACCAUCCACGUGGCCGACCCGCAGGGCGCCCGCGUGGUGGGCGCGUCCGUGUCGGUGCAGCAGACGGCCAAGGACUUCCCGAUCGGUUCGGCGAUCGCGUCCACCAUCCUUGGGAACCAGGCGUACCAGCAGUGGUUCGUGGACCGGUUCAACGCGGCGGUGUUCGAGGACGAGCUCAAGUGGUACUCGACGGAGCCCAUGUCGGGGCAGCUGCGCUUCGACGUGCCGGACCAGAUGCUGGCGUUCGUGCGGUCGCACCGCGUGAUGGUGCGCGGCCACAACAUCUUCUGGGAGAACCAGGACGCGACGCCCCGGUGGGUGAAGAACCUGACGGCGGACGACCUCCGCGCCGCCGUCAACACGCGCAUCCAGAGCCUCAUGACCCGCUACCGCGGCGAGUUCGCGCACUGGGACGUGAACAACGAGAUGCUGCACUACAACUUCUACGAGCAGCGGCUGGGGCCCAACGCGUCCGCGGAGUUCUUCAGCGUGGCGCAGGACGCCGACCCGCUGGCCACGCUCUUCAUGAACGAGUACAACGUCAUCGAGACCUGCGACGACCCCUUCUCCACCGUCGACACGUACGUGUCCAAGCUCAAGGACCUCCGCUCCGCCGGCGCCAUCCUGGAAGGGAUCGGCCUGGAGGGACACUUCUCCAAGCCCAACAUCCCGCUCAUGAGGGCCAUACUCGACAAGCUCGCCACCCUGGGGCUGCCCAUCUGGUUCACCGAGAUCGACAUCAGCAACAAGUUCGACGCGCAGACGCAGGCCGCCUACCUGGAGCAGGUGCUGCGGGAGGCAUACUCGCACCCGGCCGUCAGCGGAGUCAUGCUGUGGACGGCGCUGCACCCCAGCGGGUGCUACCAGAUGUGCCUCACGGACUGGAACCUCAGCAACCUGCCCACGGGGGACGUGGUCGACCGCCUGCUCAACGAGUGGCGGACGCUGCAGGCGGCCGGCCAGACCGACGCGCACGGCGCCUACAGCUUCACCGGCUACCUGGGGGAGUACGUCCUCACUGUCAGCUACAACAACAGGACGACGCAAUCCACCUUCUCGCUGUCGCCGGGAGACGAGACCAGGCACAUCAACGUUCAGAUGUGAUGCGCCAACAUUAUAUUUAGGGCUCCUCGGAUCGGACUACUUAUUACUAGCUGAUGUAGUGAUUGUUGUGGAAGAAGAUUGCACAGUCAAUCUAUGUUUCUUACUUGUCCUGUGUCAAAUUUAGUGUAAGAACUGGCGUCCUUGACAGCUGGUAUGUAAAAUAGUAUGACCACCACUAUUACUAUAUAUAACAAGAGACUUCACUCC
Molecule: messenger RNA, 2004 nt
Organism: Zea mays
Lineage: Eukaryota; Viridiplantae; Streptophyta; Magnoliopsida; Poales; Poaceae
Product: putative glycosyl hydrolase family 10 protein
Exons: 6
Coding region: 115-1797 (560 amino acids)
Biological process (GO): carbohydrate metabolic process
Molecular function (GO): hydrolase activity, hydrolyzing O-glycosyl compounds
Source: RefSeq, marked provisional